AGCUUUUGAGAUAACAAUUCCUUAACAAAACCAACGACACAUGCGAUACUUCGGUUACAAGAGUGAAGUUUUUUAGUCAAGAGGAGAAAAGGGGCCGCUUUUUUUCUGGGUUUUCUCUAUCUCCACUUUCGUUAUCUGUGAAUUGAUUCUCAGCAAGAAUGAUGGGUUUGAGCUCCAUGGGUUUUGGGGGAGGUGGGAAUUCAUCAACAUCCAAUCUAUCUGCUUCUGCACCUCCGUUUACUGUCGAUAGAUUGAACCCUAAGCCCAAUUCAAACCCUAUGUUGCAUUACUCCGACUAUGGGAUUGAGCCCUUUCCCCAUUCCUCUCAGUAUCUGAUUAGAGCUGAGGCUGCAAUCAAUUCUAGUGAGAUGAUUAGCGUGCCUGCGCCAGAUGAUUAUCGAUUUUCGGCCUCUGCCUCUGUUAAUGCACCUAGCUGGUCUACCUCUGCUUCUGUUAAUGCACCUAGCAGCCAGUGGUCUACUCAUAAUUCUGGUUAUGGCAGUGAUGUGAAACCUUAUUAUUCAUCGUAUGUCACGCCCUUGGUUGGAGAGGAUAGGGUUUUGGGUGAGGAUGGUGGGGGGUCUCGUUACGAUGUGGUGCCUACUCGUGGAAUGAGUGUGGCACCUCAGCAUGAAUAUAUGCGAAGCUUGUAUGACUUGGAGUACACGCAUCGUUGGGUGGAUGGUUUGGGCUUUGAUGAUGGAAAACGGGCCAAAAGAUCAGAGGUUGAUGGGAAAUUCUCGUCGGAGAAGCUAUUUGUCGGUGGUUCACAUGGCUAUGAAAAUCAACUGUACCAAGGUGGGUGUGGCAGUGAAAACCGUAACCAAUUCAAGGAAGAUUCUGGUGUUUUAUAUAAAAAUCCCCAUCAGGUUCUCGACCGUGAAGUCUAUACUGGGUCCUCGAGUACUGGAUACAUGGAAGAAAAAUCGUGCCUAGAGUUCUUUCACUACCCUGAACCUUAUCCUCCUCUAGAGUCAUGUGCAACAGAGAAGAUCUUUCCAAAUUAUAAAAACUCAUGCAGCCCAUAUGAAAAAUGUGGCAAGCCCAUCGAUACAUCCUAUCAGGCUUACGUUUCAGUAGGGAGAUCGUCGCCCACAGUGGUCAUUAGACCACCACCAGCUUCCAGUUUUGGUCAAGGUAAUGCUUCUCGUAAACCUGCUGGUAGUGAGAAUGCUGCUGGAAUCCACACUGUGGAUUCUGAUUAUUCCAAUCCCUCGAAGCCUACGGAUUCUGGUCUAAAACCCAUCUGCAAACCUAAAGACGGCUUCUUUGAGAGUAGUCCUUUCAAGUUCUUCAAGCAAGGGAACUCUCCCGAUUCAUCAUCUUCUGAUUUCAAGGUUAAAGCAACGCUAGGACCUCAAAUAUCCGAUGUUAAUGUAUCGAGUGGUUUUCCAAAGACUGGUGAUAACAUUCAAGUUGUUAAUUCCACUGAGGAGCCUUCGGAUUCCAUAGAUCAUCAUAGCACUGCGGUAGAUUCACCCUGUUGGAAAGGAGCACCAUCUUCUCCGUUUUCAGUAUUUGAUAUUGAAUCGGGAAACUGUGAUAAUGUCAAGGUAAAUUUGGUCGAACAAUAUGGAUUUGGUCACGGAGAGCAUCCAAGUCUCCCCUUAUUUGAUUCUAACCGAGUUUUUACUGAGAAAGUUGAGUGCAACAUGGGAAAUGAAAAUGAAUGUGGAAGAAAUGGCAUGAAGCUUGGUUUUGAGAAGACUCUUGAUGCAAGCUGCUCGACUUCAGAACCGAGUUUAUUGGAUAGUAUAACAGACAGAGUUUGGAUGCCACCUGCGACGAGGAGCAAGGGAGUUGAUUUGAGUGGUGGUUUUACAAAGGAUUCCAAUCAACUCAAUGACUUAACUAGUGUUUUUGAUUUGAAAGUGUCUGACACCAAGCAUUUAUUCGAUGAAGGAUGUGUUGGGAUGACGGUAAAUGACGUCUCUGAAGGUGCUGCCAUGGCAGUCCUUGCAGCAGAGAAGGUCCUCGCGUCUCCUGCUUCUCAGGAAGAUCCCAUUGAGCAUAGUGCAGCACCAGAUCCGAGACUGGAUGUGUCACCAAUUGUUAAGUCGAUGCAUAGCCUCUCAGAGUUGCUUCAGUUUCACAUUUCAAGUGACGCAUGCCCUUUAGGGGAAGAAAAUACUGAGAUGCUUAAACAUGCAAUAAGCAAUCUUAGUACUUGUUUGAGUAAAAACGGCAUACAGAUCCAACCAAAGAAUAAGCCAGAACCGAAAGAUAUUUAUGGAGAAACCUCCUCUCUAGGGAAGCCGUGUUGUGAGGGUGUUGUUUCAAGAGGUCUUCAUACGAAAUGUGAUGUUUUGAAUUCUUGCACCGAUCAUGGUAAGAAAGAUGAGAUAUCAUCAAUAGUUUCACCCUUGAGGGAUGAUUUUCACAUAACCGGAGACGAUGAUAUGGCGAAGGCUAUAAAGAAGGUCCUUGAGAAGAAUUUCGAGAUAGAUGAGGACAUGCACUCGCAAGCACUUCUGUUCAAGAAUCUGUGGCUCGAGGCGGAGGCUAAACUGUGUUCCAUCAGUUAUAAAGCUCGUUUUGAGAGAAUGAAGAUUCAGAUGGAAGGCAUCAAGCUUAAAGCUCCGAAAGAGGAUGAAGAUGUUGCAGAUGUGGCAUCUGAGCCUUGCAUUUCUCCGGAUUCUGUUAUCAUGUCGGUGCUGGCUCCAAAGGCUCAUGCUGACACAUCGCCUAAACCCACCUCACCGGGCUUAUCUGCUUCGGGCAUGAGUGACCCUGCUGGUUGUAACGAGUCUUCCGCCCUAGCCAGGUUCAGUAUCUUGAAAUCCAGAGAGGAGAACCAAAAUCCCAUAAAUAUGGAAGACUCCGUUCUAGCCAGGUUCAAUAUCUUGAAAUCUCGAGAUGAGAACCCGAAUCCCAUAAAUAUGGAAGACUCCGUUCAAGCCAGAUUCAAUAUCUUGAAAUCUCGAGAGGAGAACCCGAAUCCAGUAAAUACUGAUGAGCAGCAACAGCCUGAGAUAAUCGACGAUAAGCAUGCAGAUUCCAUCAUGGCCAGAUUCAACAUCUUGAAAUCGCGAGAGAGCUCAAAAUUAGCUGAUGUGGAAGAGGAAAAACCACCUCAGGCGAUCGGUGACGAGUUUGCAGGCGAGAAAUAUUUCCGGCCACUCGUCAGAGGUCAGUUGGAAGAUGCAGGCCCAGACGUGGUGGUGGCUAUGCAGCCCAAUUUCCAUUAUCAAGCUGGCAGCCUUGUUGGGGGUGGUAAGUUUGACUCGUAUUUUGAGCACUCUGGGUAUGAUUCUCCCAUUGAGUACAGUAGCGGCUCUGUCACUAACGAUGCAGCAAUCGAUCUGGUGAAGAGCGGGAGCAGGACAGUCGGUGAGAACAAGUCGGGGUGGCGCGAUAGUUCAUCCUCGUCGGAGUGGGAGCAUGUGCUUAAAGAGGAUUUUUCUUGGAAAAACUAGGGAAGUUGUUGGAUUUGAUUGUGUGCUAACUGCUAUAUACUAAACGGGACAUACCAGUACGACUUCUUCCCCCUCUUGAGAUUGUCACAUCACUUUGUAAAUUGGGAAAACAUAUUGUGAUGAUCGAAUUUCACUUUGAACAUAAUGUGUUACCUGGUCUCCGAAUAUUAGGAAUUUAGGAAACUAAAUUCUUGAUUUCAUGUAUAUUUGGUGAAAAUUUCCUUGUUAA
Molecule: messenger RNA, 3645 nt
Organism: Salvia hispanica
Lineage: Eukaryota; Viridiplantae; Streptophyta; Magnoliopsida; Lamiales; Lamiaceae
Source: RefSeq, a predicted model, not a curated record